Epinephelus moara (kelp grouper) is the source of this 11918-nucleotide messenger RNA. RefSeq names its product myosin-4-like. Bases 1 to 11625 code for a protein of 3874 amino acids. NCBI's taxonomy places the organism in Eukaryota, Metazoa, Chordata, Actinopteri, Perciformes, Serranidae. Gene Ontology annotation, cellular component: myosin complex. The record is from RefSeq and is a predicted model, not a curated record. The transcript is spliced from 78 exons. Gene Ontology annotation, molecular function: ATP binding; actin filament binding; cytoskeletal motor activity.
AUGCAUGCGGACUCAGAAAUGGAGUGUUUUGGCCCGGCGGCCCUAUACCUCCGAAAAUCAGAAAAGGAGAGAGUAGAGGCUCAAAACCUCCCCUUUGAUGCCAAAACAGCGUAUUACGUGGUCGAGCCCACUGAGGUGUAUGUGCCGGGGAAGCUAGUGAAAAAAGAGGGUGGCAAAGCUACAGUUGAAAUUAAGGGUGGGAAGACUCUCACUGUGAAGGAUGAUGACAUCUUCCCCAUGAACCCUCCAAAGUUUGAUAAGAUUGAGGACAUGGCCAUGAUGACCCACCUCAGUGAACCCUCUGUGCUGUAUAACCUCAAAGACCGUUAUGCAGCAUGGAUGAUCUAUACCUACUCAGGGCUGUUCUGCGUCACUGUGAACCCCUACAAGUGGCUCCCAGUGUAUGACUCAGUGGUUGUACAAGGAUACAGAGGCAAAAAGAGGAUUGAGGCUCCACCCCACAUCUUCUCCAUCUCGGACAACGCCUAUCAGUUCAUGCUCCAAGAUCGUGAGAAUCAGUCAAUCCUGAUUACCGGAGAAUCCGGUGCGGGAAAGACUGUCAACACCAAACGUGUCAUCCAGUACUUUGCGACAAUCGCAGUGGCUGGAGGAAAGAAAACUGCUGAGCCAGUAGCUGGAAAAAUGCAGGGGUCGCUGGAGGAUCAAAUCAUUGCAGCCAACCCUCUGCUGGAGGCUUAUGGUAACGCCAAAACUGUGAGGAAUGACAACUCAUCCCGCUUUGGUAAAUUCAUCAGAAUCCAUUUUGGAACAACUGGAAAGUUGGCUUCAGCUGAUAUUGAAACAUAUCUGCUGGAGAAGUCUCGUGUGACGUUCCAGCUGUCUGCUGAAAGGAGCUACCACAUCUUCUAUCAGCUCACGACAGGCCACAAACCUGAGCUGAUAGAGGGUCUCCUUAUCACCACCAACCCGUAUGACUUCCCCAUGAUCAGUCACGGUGAAAUCACUGUCAAGAGUAUCAAUGACGUUGAAGAAUUCAUCGCCACUGAUACUGCCAUCGACAUCCUGGGCUUCACUGCAGAAGAGAAGUCAAGCAUCUACAAGCUGACAGGAGCUGUGAUGCAUCAUGGAAACAUGAAGUUCAAGCAGAAGCAGCGUGAAGAGCAGGCUGAGCCUGACGGCACUGAGGAGGCUGAUAAAAUCGCCUACCUCAUGGGCCUGAACUCUGCUGAUAUGCUCAAGUCGUUAUGUUACCCAAGAGUCAAGGUUGGCAACGAAAUGGUGGUUAAAGGUCAAACUGUGCCACAGGUGCACAACUCUGUUAUGGCUCUCUCCAAAACUGUCUACGAGAAAAUGUUCUUGUGGAUGGUCUUCAGAAUUAAUGAGAUGUUGGAUACCAGGCAGGCAAGAAGCUAUUUCAUCGGUGUCCUGGAUAUUGCUGGGUUUGAAAUCUUUGAUUUCAACAGCUUGGAGCAGCUGUGCAUCAACUUCACCAAUGAAAAACUGCAACAGUUUUUCAACCACCACAUGUUUGUCCUGGAGCAAGAGGAGUACAAGAAAGAGGGAAUUGAAUGGGUGUUCAUUGAUUUUGGUAUGGACUUGGCUGCCUGUAUUGAGCUAAUUGAGAAGCCAAUGGGCAUCUUCUCCAUCCUUGAAGAGGAGUGCAUGUUCCCCAAGGCAACAGACAUGACCUUCAAGAACAAAAUGUAUGACCAGCAUCUUGGAAAAAAUGCUAUCUUCCAGAAACCCAAACCUACCAAAGGCAAAGCUGAGGCCCAUUUCUCCCUGGUGCACUAUGCCGGCACUGUUGACUACAAUGUCAAUGGCUGGCUGGAUAAGAACAAAGACCCUCUGAAUGACUCAGUUGUUCAGCUCUACCAGAAGUCUUCAACCAAACUGUUGGCUCACCUCUUUGCAUCACAUGCCUCAACAGAAGGUAGAGGCAAAAGUACAAAGAAGGUGAAGAAGGGCGGCUCCUUCCAGACAGUAUCAGCCCUCUUCAGGGAAAACCUGAGCAAGCUGAUGACCAACUUAAGAAGCACUCACCCACACUUUGUGCGCUGUUUGAUUCCCAAUGAAACAAAAACACCAGGUCUCAUGGAGAACUUCCUGGUUAUCCACCAGCUCCGGUGUAACGGCGUGCUGGAAGGUAUCAGGAUCUGCAGGAAAGGUUUCCCCAGCAGAAUCCUCUACGGUGACUUCAAGCAGAGAUACAAAGUAUUGAAUGCUAGCGUCAUCCCUGAGGGACAGUUCAUCGACAACAAGAAGGCCUCAGAGAAACUGCUGGAAUCCAUAAACGUGGAUAAAACACAGUACAGAUACGGCCACACCAAGGUAUUCUUCAAGGCUGGAAUUCUGGGAAUGCUUGAGGAGAUGAGGGAUGAGAAACUGGUUGAGCUGGUCACAAUGACUCAGGCUCUCUGCAGAGGUUUCCUGAUGAGACGAGAAUUUGCCAAAAUGAUGGAGAGAAGGGAAGCUAUUUACACCAUCCAGUACAACAUCCGCUCAUUCAUGAAUGUCAAAACCUGGCCAUGGAUGAAGCUGUACUUCAGAAUAAAGCCCCUGCUGAAGAGCGCAGAGAUUGAGAAAGAGAUGGCACAAAUGAAAGAGGACUUUGAAAAGAUGAAAGAGGAGCUAGCAAAGACUCAGGCUAAGAAGAAAGAACUGGAGGAGAAGAUGGUGUCUCUGCUGCAAGAGAAGAAUGACUUGCAGCUACAAGUUCAGUCUGAAGCUGAAAACCUCAGUGAUGCAGAAGAAAGGUGUGAGGGGCUCAUUAAAGCAAAAAUCCAGCUUGAGGCCAAAGUCAAAGAGACAUCCGAGAGACUGGAAGAUGAGGAGGAAAUGAAUGCUGAGCUGACUGCAAAGAAGAGGAAGCUGGAGGACGAGUGCUCUGAGCUGAAGAAAGACAUUGACGACUUGGAGCUCACCCUGGCUAAAGUGGAAAAGGAGAAACAUGCCACUGAGAACAAGGUUAAAAACCUGAUUGAGGAAAUGGCAUCUCUAGAUGAGACCAUUGCCAAGCUGACCAAAGAGAAGAAAGCCCUCCAAGAGGCCCAACAGCAGACUCUCGAUGAUCUGCAGGCAGAGGAAGACAAAGUCAACUCUCUGACGAAGGCUAAAGCCAAGCUUGAGCAACAAGUGGACGAUCUUGAAGGUUCUCUGGAGCAAGAAAAGAAGCUCCGUAUGGACCUUGAGCGAGCCAAAAGAAAGCUUGAGGGGGAUCUUAAACUGGCCCAUGAAACCAUAAUGGAUCUGGAGAAUGACAAGCAACAGUCUGAGGAGAAAAUAAAGAAGAGGGACUUUGAGAUAAGUCAGCUUCUUGGCAAGAUAGAAGAUGAACAGUCAGUUGGUAUUCAGCUUCAUAAGAAAAUCAAGGAACUGCAGGCUCGUAUUGAGGAGCUGGAGGAAGAGAUUGAGGCUGAGCGAGCUGCUCGGGCCAAGGUGGAGAAGCAGAGGUCUGAUCUCUCCAGGGAACUUGAGGAGAUCAGUGAGAGGCUCGAAGAAGCCGGCGGAGCGACAGCUGUUCAGAUCGAAAUGAUCAAGAAGCGCGAGGCCGAGUUUCAGAAACUGCGUCGUGAUCUCGAAGAGUCCACCCUGCAGCACGAGGCCACCGCUGCAGCUCUCCGCAAGAAGCAAGCUGACAGCGUGGCAGAGCUGGGAGAACAGAUUGAUAACCUCCAGAGAGUCAAACAGAAGCUGGAGAAAGAGAAAAGCGAAUACAGGAUGGAGAUUGAUGACCUCACAAGCAAUAUGGAGUCUGUCUCAAAAUCAAAGGCUAAUCUGGAGAAAAUGUGCCGUACUCUUGAGGAUCAGCUAAGUGAACUCAAGUCCAAGAAUGACGAGCACGUGCGUCAGUUAAAUGAAGUGAAUGUUCAAAGAUCAAGACUGACAACUGAAAAUGCGGAAUUUGGUCGUCAGUUGGAGGAAAAAGAGUCUCUUGUUUCCCAGCUUACGAGGGGAAAAAUGGCUUAUAUUCAUCAAAUUGAGGAGCUCAAAAAGCACCUUGAGGAGGAAGUUAAGGCCAAGAACGCCCUGGCUCACGCUGUUCAGUCAGCUCGUCAUGACUGCGACCUGCUCAGAGAGCAGUAUGAGGAGGAGCAGGAGGCCAAAUCUGAGCUGCAGCGUGGCAUGUCCAAGGCUAACAGCGAGGUGGCUCAGUGGAGAGCCAAAUACGAGACUGAUGCCAUUCAGCGCACUGAGGAACUGGAGGAGGCCAAGAAAAAGCUUGCCCAGCGUCUUCAGGAUGCAGAGGAAUCCAUUGAGGCUGUGAAUGCAAAGUGUGCCUCUCUGGAAAAGACCAAACAGAGACUGCAGGGUGAAGUGGAGGACAUGAUGAUUGAUGUGGAGAGAGCUAAUGCUCUGGCUGCUAACCUCGACAAGAAACAAAGGAACUUUGAUAAGGUUCUUGCAGAGUGGAAGCAGAAGUAUGAAGAGAGUCAGGCAGAGCUGGAGGGAGCUCAGAAGGAGAGUCGCUCAUUGAGCACUGAGAUAUUCAAGCUGAAAAAUUCAUAUGAAGAAGCUCUGGACCACCUGGAGACCCUGAAGAGAGAGAACAAGAACAUGCAACAGGAAAUCAGCGAUUUGACUGAACAUAUUGCUGAAUCAGGAAAAACAAUUCAUGAACUGGAAAAGGCGAAGAAGACAGCAGAGAUUGAGAAAGUAGAAGUUCAGACUGCUCUUGAGGAGGCAGAGGCUACACUGGAGCACGAAGAAUCAAAGAUCAUUCGUAUCCAGCUGGAGCUCACCCAGGUGAAGAAUGAAAUUGACAGAAAACUUGCAGAGAAGGACGAGGAGAUUGAGCAGAUCAAGAGGAACAGCCAGAGAGUGAUUGAGUCCAUGCAGACUACUUUGGAUGCUGAGGUCAGGAGCAGGAACGAAGCCCUGAGAGUCAAGAAGAAGAUGGAGGGAGACCUCAAUGAGAUGGAGAUUCAGCUGAGCCAUGCCAACCGCCAGGCAGCUGAAGCCCAGAAACAACUGAGAAAUGUGCAGGGACAGCUGAAGGAUGCCCAACUGCACCUUGAUGAAGCUCUCAGAGUUCAGGCAGACAUGAAGGAGCAGGUUGCCAUAGUGGAGCGCAGGAACAACCUGAUGCUGGCUGAGAUCGAGGAGCUGAGAGCUGCACUGGAGCAGACGGAGAGAAGCCGCAAAGUAGCUGAACAGGAGCUGGUUGAUGCCAGUGAGCGUGUGGGACUGCUGCACUCUCAGAACACAAAUCUCAUAAACACUAAAAGGAAGCUGGAGGCUGACCUUGUCCAGAUCCAAGGUGAGGUGGAAGAUGCUGUGCAGGAAGCAAGAAAUGCUGAAGAGAAGGCCAAGAAGGCCAUCACUGAUGCAGCCAUGAUGGCAGAAGAGCUGAAGAAGGAGCAAGACACUAGUGCUCAUUUGGAGAGGAUGAAGAAGAACCUGGAGGUGACAGUGAAGGACCUUCAGAACCGCCUUGAUGAAGCUGAGAAUCUGGCUCUGAAGGGUGGCAAGAAGCAGCUCCAGAAACUGGAGGCUAGGGUGCGGGAGCUUGAGGCUGAGGUUGAUGCCGAGCAGAGACGCGGAGCUGAAGCUGUGAAAGGUGUCCGCAAGUACGAACGCAGAGUGAAGGAGCUGACUUACCAGACCGAGGAGGACAGGAAGAACAUUGUCCGCCUUCAGGAUCUGGUGGACAAGCUGCAGCUGAAAGUGAAAUCCUACAAGAGGCAGUCUGAGGAGGCCGAGGAGCAGGCCAACACUCAUCUGUCCAGAUACAGGAGGGUGCAGCAUGAGAUGGAGGAGGCUCAGGAGCGCGCUGACAUCGCUGAGUCUCAGGUCAACAAGCUGAGGGUCAAAAGCCGUGAAAUCGUCAGGAUCGUCACCAUGGGGGACGCGGAAAUGGAGUGUUUUGGCGCGGCGGCCAUAUACCUCCGGAAGCCAGAAAAAGAGAGAAUUGAAGCUCAGAACACUCCCUUUGAUGCCAAGACGUCGUACUUUGUGACCGAGCCUGCAGAGAUGUACCUCAAGGGGAAACUCACAAGUAGAGAAGGCGGCAAAGCUACCGUGGAGACUCUGUGUGGAAAGACCAUCACUGUGAAAGACACUGAAGUCUUCCCCAUGAACCCUCCAAAGUAUGAUAAGAUUGAGGACAUGGCCAUGAUGACCCACCUCAGUGAACCCUCUGUGCUGUAUAACCUCAAAGAGCGUUAUGCAGCAUGGAUGAUCUACACUUACUCAGGGCUGUUCUGCGUCACUGUGAACCCCUACAAGUGGCUCCCAGUGUAUGACUCAAUAGUUGUAGCAGGAUACAGAGGCAAAAAGAGGGUUGAGGCUCCACCCCACAUCUUCUCCAUCUCUGAUAAUGCCUACCAGUUCAUGCUCACUGACCGUGAAAAUCAGUCUAUCCUUAUCACUGGAGAAUCUGGUGCAGGAAAAACUGUCAACACCAAACGUGUCAUCCAGUACUUUGCGACAAUCGCAGUGGCUGGAGGAAAGAAAGCUGCUGAGCCAGCAGCUGGAAAAAUGCAGGGGUCGCUGGAGGAUCAAAUCAUUGCAGCCAACCCUCUGCUGGAGGCUUAUGGUAAUGCCAAAACUGUGAGGAAUGACAACUCAUCCCGCUUUGGUAAAUUCAUCAGAAUCCAUUUUGGAACGACUGGGAAGCUGGCCUCAGCAGACAUUGAAACAUAUCUGCUGGAGAAGUCUCGUGUGACGUUCCAGCUAUCUGCUGAGAGGAGCUACCACAUCUUCUAUCAGCUCAUGACAGGUCACAAACCUGAGCUGAUAGAGGCUCUCCUGAUCACCACCAAUCCAUAUGACUAUCCCAUGAUCAGUCAGGGUGAAAUCACUGUCAAGAGUAUCGAUGACGUUGAGGAGUUCAUUGCUACUGAUACUGCCAUUGACAUCCUGGGCUUCACUGGAGAAGAGAAGGCAAGCAUUUACAAGCUGACUGGAGCUGUGAUGCAUCACGGAGCGCUGAAGUUCAAGCAGAAGCAGCGUGAAGAGCAGGCUGAGCCUGAUGGCACUGAGGUCGCCGAUAAAAUCUCAUACCUCAUGGGCCUAAACUCAGCCGACUUACUGAAAGCAUUGUGCUACCCCAGGGUGAAAGUCGGAAAUGAGUUUGUGACUAAGGGCCAGACUGUGCCUCAGGUAAACAACGCUGUCAUGGCCCUCUGCAAGUCUGUCUAUGAGAAAAUGUUCUUGUGGAUGGUCGUCAGAAUUAAUGAGAUGUUGGAUACCAAGCAGGCAAGAAGCUAUUUCAUCGGUGUCCUGGAUAUUGCUGGGUUUGAAAUCUUUGAUUUCAACAGCUUGGAGCAGCUGUGCAUCAACUUCACCAAUGAAAAACUGCAACAGUUUUUCAACCACCACAUGUUUGUCCUGGAGCAAGAGGAGUACAAGAAAGAGGGAAUUGAAUGGGAGUUCAUUGAUUUUGGUAUGGACUUGGCUGCCUGUAUUGAGCUGAUUGAGAAGCCAAUGGGCAUCUUCUCCAUUCUUGAAGAGGAGUGUAUGUUCCCCAAGGCAACAGACAUGACCUUCAAGAACAAACUGUAUGACCAGCAUCUUGGAAAAACCAAAGCUUUUGAGAAGCCAAAACCUACCAAAGGCAAAGCUGAGGCUCACUUUUCUCUGGUGCACUAUGCCGGCACUGUUGACUACAACAUCACGGGCUGGCUCGACAAAAACAAAGACCCCCUGAACGACUCAGUUGUUCAGCUCUACCAGAAGUCUUCAACCAAACUGUUGGCCUUCCUGUAUGCAUCACAUGCCUCAGCAGAUGCUGAGGGCGGUGGUGGUGGUGGAAAGAAAGGUGGCAAGAAGAAGGGUGGUUCCUUCCAGACUGUGUCUGCAUUGUUUAGGGAGAAUUUGGGCAAGCUGAUGACAAAUUUGAGGAGCACACAUCCCCAUUUUGUGCGCUGCCUGAUUCCCAAUGAGUCAAAGACACCAGGUCUCAUGGAGAACUUCCUGGUCAUCCACCAGCUGAGGUGUAACGGCGUGCUGGAAGGUAUCAGGAUCUGCAGGAAAGGUUUCCCCAGCAGAAUCCUCUACGGUGACUUCAAGCAGAGAUACAAAGUACUGAAUGCUAGUGUCAUCCCAGAGGGCCAAUUCAUUGACAACAAGAAAGCCUCAGAGAAAUUGCUGGGAUCCAUCGAUGUAGACCAUACUCAGUACAAGUUUGGCCACACUAAGGUGUUCUUCAAAGCCGGUCUGCUGGGAGUUCUGGAGGAGAUGAGAGAUGAGAAACUGGCUGAGCUGGUCACAAUGACUCAGUCUCUCUGCAGAGGUUUCCAAAUGAGGAAAGAGUUUGUCAAGAUGAUGGAGCGCAGAGAGGCCAUUUACACCAUCCAGUACAACGUCCGCUCAUUCAUGAAUGUCAAAACCUGGCCAUGGAUGAAGCUGUACUUCAAGAUUAAGCCCCUGCUGAAGAGUGCAGAGACUGAAAAAGAGAUGGCACAAAUGAAAGAGGACUUUGGAAAGACCAAAGAGGAACUUGCAAAGGUUUCGGCUAAGAAGAAGGAACUGGAGGAGAAGAUGGUGUCUCUGCUGCAGGAGAAGAAUGACCUGUUGUUGCAAGUGCAGUCUGAAUCUGAAAACCUCAGUGAUGCAGAGGAAAGGUGUGAGGGGCUAAUCAAAGCAAAAAUCCAGCUUGAGGCCAAACUCAAAGAGACAUCCGAGAGACUGGAGGAUGAGGAGGAAAUGAAUGCUGAGUUGACUGCAAAGAAGAGGAAGCUGGAGGAUGAGUGCUCUGAGCUGAAGAAAGACAUUGAUGACUUGGAGCUCACCCUGGCCAAAGUGGAAAAGGAGAAACAUGCCACUGAGAACAAGGUCAAAAACCUUACAGAGGAAAUGACAUCUCAAGAUGAGACCAUUGCCAAGUUGACCAAAGAGAAGAAAGCCCUCCAAGAGGCCCAUCAGCAGACCCUUGAUGAUCUGCAGGCAGAGGAAGACAAAGUCAACUCUCUGACGAAGUCCAAGACCAAACUGGAGCAGCAAGUUGACGAUCUUGAAGGUUCUCUGGAGCAAGAAAAGAAGCUCCGCAUGGAUCUUGAGCGAGCUAAAAGAAAGCUUGAAGGAGAUUUGAAACUGGCCCAGGAAUCCAUAAUGGAUCUGGAGAAUGACAAGCAACAGGCUGAUGAGAAACUUAAGAAGAAGGACUUUGAGGUAACCCAGCUCCUGAGUAAGAUCGAGGAUGAGCAGUCUCUUGGAAUCCAGCUCCAGAAAAAGAUAAAGGAACUGCAGGCUCGUAUUGAGGAGCUGGAGGAAGAGAUUGAGGCUGAGCGAGCUGCUCGGGCCAAGGUGGAGAAGCAGAGGUCUGAUCUCUCCAGGGAACUUGAGGAGAUCAGCGAGAGGCUCGAAGAAGCUGGCGGAGCGACAGCUGCUCAGAUAGAGAUGAACAAGAAGCGUGAGGCCGAGUUUCAGAAGCUGCGACGUGAUCUCGAAGAGUCCACCCUGCAGCAUGAGGCCACUGCUGCAGCUCUCCGCAAGAAGCAAGCUGACAGCGUGGCAGAGCUGGGAGAACAGAUUGAUAACCUCCAGAGAGUCAAACAGAAGCUGGAGAAAGAGAAAAGUGAAUACAGGAUGGAGAUCGAUGACCUCAGCAGCAAUAUGGAGUCUGUCGCCAAAUCAAAGGCAAACCUUGAGAAGUUAUGCAGGACAUUAGAGGAUCAACUGAGUGAGCUCAAAUCCAAGAAUGAUGAAAAUGUUCGUCAGCUAAAUGACCUGAGUGCACAAAAAGCACGGCUUCAAACUGAAAAUGGUGAAUUUACGCGUCAGAUGGAGGAGAAAGAAGCUCUAAUUUCUCAACUGACAAGAGGCAAGCAGGCUUACACUCAGCAGAUUGAGGAACUGAAGAGGCACAUAGAGGAGGAAGUCAAGGCCAAGAACGCCCUGGCUCACGCUGUUCAGUCAGCUCGUCAUGACUGCGACCUGCUCAGAGAGCAGUAUGAGGAGGAGCAGGAGGCCAAAUGUGAGCUGCAACGUGGCAUGUCCAAGGCUAACAGCGAGGUGGCUCAGUGGAGAACCAAAUACGAGACUGAUGCCAUUCAGCGCACUGAGGAGCUGGAGGAGGCCAAGAAAAAGCUUGCCCAGCGUCUUCAGGAUGCAGAGGAAUCCAUCGAGGCUGUGAAUGCAAAGUGUGCCUCUCUGGAAAAGACCAAACAGAGACUGCAGGGUGAAGUGGAGGACCUGAUGAUUGAUGUGGAGAGAGCUAAUGCUCUGGCUGCUAACCUCGACAAGAAACAAAGGAACUUUGACAAGGUUCUUGCAGAGUGGAAGCAGAAGUAUGAAGAGAGCCAGGCAGAGCUGGAGGGAGCUCAGAAGGAGAGCCGCUCAUUGAGCACUGAGAUAUUCAAGCUUAAAAAUUCAUAUGAAGAAGCUCUGGACCAACUGGAGACAAUGAAGAGGGAGAACAAGAACCUGCAACAGGAGAUCUCAGACUUGACUGAACAAAUUGGUGAGACUGGUAAGACGAUUCAUGAGCUGGAGAAGGGAAAGAAGACUGUGGAAAGUGAGAAGACAGAGAUCCAGACUGCUUUAGAAGAAGCAGAGGCUACUCUGGAACAUGAGGAAUCGAAGAUCAUGCGUGUUCAGCUGGAGCUCACCCAAGUCAAGAGUGAAAUUGACAGAAAACUUGCAGAGAAGGACGAGGAGAUUGAGCAGAUCAAGAGGAACAGCCAGAGAGUGAUCGAGUCCAUGCAAAGCAAUUUGGAUUCUGAGGUCAGGAGCAGGAAUGAUGCCUUGAGAAUCAAGAAGAAGAUGGAGGGAGACCUCAAUGAGAUGGAGAUUCAGCUGAGCCAUGCCAACCGCCAGGCAGCUGAAGCCCAGAAACAACUGAGAUUUGUGCAGGGACAGCUGAAGGAUGCACAACUGCACCUUGAUGAAGCUCUCAGAGGCCAGGAAGACAUGAAGGAGCAGGUUGCCAUGGUGGAGCGCAGGAACAACCUGAUGCUGGCUGAGAUCGAGGAGCUGAGAGCUGCACUGGAGCAGACGGAGAGAAGCCGCAAAGUGGCUGAACAGGAGCUGAUUGAUGCCAGUGAGCGUGUGGGACUGCUGCACUCUCAGAAUACCAGCCUCAUCAACACCAAGAAGAAGAUGGAGGCUGACCUUGUCCAGGUCCAAGGUGAAGUGGAAGAUGCUGUUCAGGAAGCAAGAAAUGCUGAAGAAAAGGCCAAGAAGGCCAUCACUGAUGCAGCCAUGAUGGCAGAGGAGCUGAAGAAGGAGCAGGACACAAGCGCUCAUUUGGAGAGGAUGAAGAAGAACCUGGAGGUGACGGUGAAGGACCUGCAGCACCGCCUUGAUGAAGCUGAGAAUCUGGCCAUGAAGGGUGGCAAGAAGCAGCUCCAGAAACUGGAGCAAAGGGUGCGCGAGCUUGAGACAGAAGUUGAAAGUGAGCAGAGACGAGGAGCAGAUGCCAUCAAAGGUGUUCGUAAAUACGAGAGAAGAGUGAAGGAGCUCACCUAUCAGACAGAGGAGGACAAGAAGAAUGUCGCCAGACUUCAGGAUCUGGUGGACAAGCUGCAGCUGAAAGUGAAGGCCUACAAGAGGCAGGCUGAGGAGGCGGAGGAGCAGGCCAACACUCACCUGUCCAGGUACAGGAAGGUGCAGCAUGAGAUGGAAGAAGCCCAGGAGCGCGCUGACAUUGCUGAGUCUCAGGUCAACAAGCUGAGGGCAAAGAGUCGUGAAGUUGGAAAAGCAAAGGACGGUGAAGAGUAAGCUGCAAAAUUUUUGAGAGGCACGAAUGAGAAUCAUAAAAUAUGCUUUUUCAUUCAAAUGCUCUCACUAAAUAUUGUAGAUCUAUAUUAAAUAAAUUCUGUUGCCAGUGUGCCGUCUUCAUACCUUUUUUUGCACUACACAAACAUAUGUACCACCACACAAAAAGAGUAGGUUGGUGUCUCUGGAUACACUACACUUGUAGUAAAAGAAUUACUAUUAUUUGUAGAAGCAGUCAUAGUCUGUUGUAGUAAAACAAACCUUAGACAAGUAUAUUGUGUCAUUAUGGUAUUGAG